AUGCCUGAACAAAGCAACGACUACAGGGUGGUCGUGUUCGGAGCUGCAGGGGUGGGCAAAAGCUCCUUGGUCCUUCGCUUUGUAAAGGGCACUUUCAGGGAAACCUACAUCCCUACGAUUGAGGAUACCUACAGGCAGGUUAUCAGCUGUGACAAGAGCAUCUGCACCCUCCAGAUCACAGACACCACGGGGAGCCACCAGUUCCCUGCCAUGCAGAGGCUGUCCAUCUCCAAAGGACAUGCUUUCAUCCUGGUCUACUCAGUCACCAGCAGGCAGUCCAUGGAAGAUCUUCAGCCUAUCUUUGAGCAGAUUUGCCAGAUCAAAGAGGACAUCCAUAAGAUCCCCAUCAUGUUGGUGGGCAACAAAAGUGAUGAGACCCAAAGGGAGCUGGAUGCCAGCGAGGGGCAAGCCCUAGCCAGCAAGUGGAAGUGUUCCUUUAUGGAGACAUCAGCCAAAAUGAACUACAACGUGCAGGAGCUCUUCCAGGAGCUCCUGAAUCUGGAGAAGAGGAGAACUGUCAGUCUCCAGGUGGAUGGGAAGAAAUCCAAGCAGCUGAAAAAGAAAGACAAGCUGCAAGGCAAGUGCUCUGUUAUGUGA
Molecule: messenger RNA, 597 nt
Organism: Indicator indicator
Lineage: Eukaryota; Metazoa; Chordata; Aves; Piciformes; Indicatoridae
Gene: DIRAS3
Product: DIRAS family GTPase 3
Exons: 1
Coding region: 1-597 (198 amino acids)
Biological process (GO): signal transduction
Cellular component (GO): plasma membrane
Molecular function (GO): GTPase activity; GDP binding; GTP binding
Source: RefSeq, a predicted model, not a curated record